GACGCUGUAAGUGAAAGCAAAAGCAUGUUUGUUCCUUUUCUAAAUACAAAAAAAAAAUCACAUUAUCUGCCAUAAAGCAAAGCCUUGAGAAGAGAGAAGCUAGAAGCAGCCAUAUCCGCAAAUCCCACUGCAAACAAAAAGGAGGGAUCCCAGCUGCGUAAGCAGAAAGGUUUUACAGCAUUGCCUGCCACCAGCCUUUGCGUAACCAUCUGCCCGCCCCAGUGUUGCACCUUUCACUCCACUCCCCGAGGCCUCGCAGCUCCCAGUGGCCCUAGCUCCAGCUCACUGCAGGGCUCUCUCCUGCCGGCUCAGUCCUCCCCAGCAGCUGCAUGCCUCUGGCCAGCUGCGUAGCAUCACAGGAGCUGCAGCCAUGGAGAGCCUGAGCAACGCCAACGGCAGGUUCGCAAUUGAUCUCUUCAGAAGGGUUAAUGAGACCAACCCAUCAGGAAAUGUUUUCUUCUCUCCUCUCAGUAUUUCUGCUGCUCUGGCCAUGGUCCUUCUCGGGUCCAGAGGUAAUACGGAGGCACAGGUCCUGAAGACAUUUCAUUUCGAUGAAGUUCAAAAUAUUCACUCAAGAUUCCGGGCUCUGACCGCAGAUAUAAACAGGAGGGAUUCUUCCUGUCUCCUACGGAUUGCCAAUCGGCUUUUUGGAGAGAAGUCCUACAGCUUUCUGCCGGACUUCCUGACUAACACUCAGAAGUUAUAUGGAGCUGAUUUGGCUGCAGUUGAUUUUCUUCAGGCUUAUGGUGAAGCCCGGAAAGAAAUUAACCAGUGGGUAGAGGAGAAAACUGAAGGUAAAAUCCCUGAUCUGCUGUCUGAAGGCUCAGUUAAUAGCAUGACCAAGCUGGUACUGGUAAACGCUAUUUAUUUCAAAGGGAACUGGGCAGAGAAAUUUGAGGAAGCCAACACUGCUGACACGCCAUUUCGGUUGAAUAAGAAUGAAAGAAAGACAGUGAAAAUGAUGUAUCAGAAAAAGAAAUUUCGUUUUGGGUACAUUUCUGACAUGAAUACCCGCGUUUUGGAGCUGCCUUAUGAUGAAAGAGAAUUUAGCAUGAUCAUCCUAUUGCCUGAUGAUAUUGAAGAUGACUCCACUGGACUGCAGAAGCUGGAAAAGCAGCUCACCUUUGAGAAGCUCCAGGAGUGGACGUGUCCAGAGCAUCUCUAUUCCACUGAUGUCCAUGUACAUUUGCCAAAAUUUGUACUAGAAGAAAGCUAUGACCUUAAAUCAGAUUUAGCAGCUAUGGGCUUGUUGGACAUAUUUGACAGUGCCAAGGCUGAUUUGUCAGGAAUGUCAGGGGCACAUGACCUUUUCCUCUCUAAAAUUGUCCACAAGGCUUUUGUGGAAGUGAAUGAGGAAGGCACAGAAGCCGCAGCUGCUACUGCUGGCAUUGCAAUGCUUUGCAUGGCUAUAGAAGAGAAUUUCAAUGCUGACCAUCCUUUCCUUUUCUUUAUUCGCCACAACCCAACACAAAGCAUACUUUUCUUUGGCAGAUAUGCUUCUCCUUGAAAAAUAACCUGUCCUUUGCAGAGCAGUUUCUGCUGCAAUCAGCAAAUGCUUUGCUUAUGAGUAAAUUGAAUUUUGUCAUAGAAAGUUAUGGUUCCUGUCUUGAGCUCUCAGCAACUGUCACUAUGACUCUGAUUUUCACAUUAAAACAAUCAGAGAAAAUGGAUUAGUAAUUUUUUUGCCCUGGAGAUUCAAAGUUCCUUUACUUACUAAGGAAGUAAAUAAGAAAAUCUUAACUGUAGGCAGAAGAGAUCUUUUGAAAUUCAACUAGCAAUAGAAAUAUUCUUGGAAGAAACUUGAACUCUUAGGAUGCCCAAUCACCCUCUCUUUGUACAGAUUUCUCCGUAUAUACAGCUAAGGCUGACAACCUCCUGAUACAAGAACUUAAGCGUUGACUGGUCUAGUCAUUCCUUAUGCAUGUGUACUAGGAUGUAGUUGGAAAGCUAUUUCUUCCCUAAAGCCUUGCUCUUCAAGUAUAUAUUAAUAUCAAAAUAAAGAUACACUGAUACUUCUAGGCACCAAAAGGCAUGCUCCAGAACAGCUGAGUUUACCCAGUUCUGUCAUGCAAUAGAAGGUCAGAUAACAUUUGUUUGGAGACAUCUAUUAAUAGACAAAGGAUUAAGCUAUUUAAACAAAAGUAAUCCCUUCCAGCCAUUAGCCAGAAAACUUGCAAUAGAGCUUUUAAAUGAGGAAGAAGAGGAAUUAGUGUCUUUAGGUGACAUGUUUAAAGAGAAGUUUUCAAAUAUGGAAUUUUGUGCUAUUUUAGUUAUUGUAAAGUGUGAGUAUUUCUGCAUGUUUAGGCAUUUUCAGUAGGGUAUAGCUUCUGGCUAGAAGCUAUGCGAGCCUCAAAAAACUUCCCAGCUUCCCAGAAGAUGACUGCCUAUAACCUGCAACAAGAACUCUAUUUUUCCUUCAUGUGCAAGAAGAAAGAUUUACUGAGCUCUGACCUCCACUACCUGUUUAUGCACAAUAUAAAGACUUGUGUAACAGCCUAAGAACCACUGUAAUUACAUACUGUUAAUAUUCUGUUUAUUUCUGAAUGUCACUUGCCUGUGUUGUGUAUAUUCUGGAUACUGUUUGGUAUGUUUACCCACACAACCUCAGCUUUAAGUAGGCCACAAUCACUUACGCGAUUGCAAAGUGCAUACUAAUUUUGUCACUAAGCACCAAAUAAAGAGUUUUUCUUAA
This is a messenger RNA of Numida meleagris (helmeted guineafowl), 2692 nucleotides long. It is a transcript of the gene SERPINB1, whose product is annotated as serpin family B member 1. The transcript has 7 exons. The record is from RefSeq and is a predicted model, not a curated record. Gene Ontology annotation, biological process: negative regulation of endopeptidase activity. Lineage: Eukaryota; Metazoa; Chordata; Aves; Galliformes; Numididae. Bases 371 to 1507 code for a protein of 378 amino acids. Gene Ontology annotation, molecular function: serine-type endopeptidase inhibitor activity.